AUGGAAGAACUAAAGAAUUUCAAACCUAUUGAUUUAUAUGAAAAAUUACGUUUGAGUGAUAAUGAUUUCGAUGCAUGGCUUGAGAAGCUUGGACUUCUUCAUGGAAAGAGAACUUGCUACAAAUGUGGGGGUCGAACAACAAUAAGUGUUAAGGAAGACGAAAGAUAUGGAUGUUGGCGGUGUUAUCUCCCGGAAUUUAUGUGGCGAAAACGAUUUGGCAAUAUUGAAAAUGUUUUUUAUAAUUUUUGGCAUCAUGUCUCACUUUUUUAUCCUUGUGAAAGAAAUGAAUAA
Molecule: messenger RNA, 291 nt
Organism: Meloidogyne enterolobii
Lineage: Eukaryota; Metazoa; Nematoda; Chromadorea; Rhabditida; Meloidogynidae
Source: the annotation of a GenBank genome assembly